Meloidogyne enterolobii is the source of this 204-nucleotide messenger RNA. Lineage: Eukaryota; Metazoa; Nematoda; Chromadorea; Rhabditida; Meloidogynidae. The record is from the annotation of a GenBank genome assembly.
AUGGAUCUGCUGGUUGGACUUCAAAUUUACAAGUUUUUUUCUAAUCAGCGGCCUGACCUAAAAGACAUGAUGCGGGAUGCAGGCGAAGUUACUUAUGCUGAUGCCCACAAAAGAGUUCGAAAUGAGGCGCUAGUUUGUUUUGCUACACAUGAUGAUUUGCGCCGAGCAAUGGACAGAUUUCAAGGUUAUUGUUUCAAGGUCUAA